Messenger RNA from Bolinopsis microptera, 2201 nucleotides. Its product is annotated as sal-like protein 1. Gene Ontology annotation, molecular function: RNA polymerase II cis-regulatory region sequence-specific DNA binding; DNA-binding transcription repressor activity, RNA polymerase II-specific. Lineage: Eukaryota; Metazoa; Ctenophora; Tentaculata; Lobata; Bolinopsidae. The transcript is spliced from 8 exons. Gene Ontology annotation, biological process: regulation of transcription by RNA polymerase II. The record is from RefSeq and is a predicted model, not a curated record. Gene Ontology annotation, cellular component: nucleoplasm. Bases 82 to 1791 code for a protein of 569 amino acids.
GUAAUUUACUUUACUAUUUGUCAUAUUGAUAUCUAAACUUUGUAAUCUAACCUGUACUCUUGUGUUCAGCUCACAGCGCACAUGAUGCAAUAUGACAGUUUCAAUGAGAUCUGUUCUCAAGGAACCCAGACCAAACUCUCCACCUCCAGUAAGGACGAUGUGCUCGUCUCCUUCACCUCCACCUGCUCUCUCCUCUCCUCCACCUUCUCUCAGUUUCUACUAGAAGUAUCCCGACUGCUACAAAUCCCGAUAGACAAGCAAAACCCCCUUAUCUCAGUAGACAAGCUCCUGUCAGAAUUCAAGGAGCGCUCCCUGGAGCUCCACAACAUUGACACAACCGAGCUCUCCUUCCACUCUCCCCUCAUCCCUACCUCCCCCCAGAGCAGCGUCUCUCCUCCCCGCUCUAAUCAGGGAUCCUACCUGUCUGCUAGCUUGGAUAAGAGUAACUCAGACUCCAUUCCCGGCACCCCUCCUGCCUCACCCCGAGAUAAAACACCCUCUUCAACACCCACCCCUCCUUCUUCUCUCUCCAUACCCUGCUCUGUUCCCUCUCUCUUCCCUCAACCCAUGAUGACGAACAGCCUGCCAGCAGACACCCCUAGGGUAGCCACCAGAGUCUCCCCUCUCCGGCUACCUGUUGUUCCAGUGCCCGCUAAGAUAACUAAAGAACAAGCUGACUCCACCAAUCGCAUUACUCCUCCCCUCCCUCUCAACGAAAUGUGUAUCGGUAACUCCUCACGAUCAGCCUUCUGCAAACCUGCCCCGAAACUAGUGUCCCCAACCUCCUCAGUCUCCAGUCACACCAUGACCAGCCAGAUUAAACUUGAACCCAGCACUCCCCCAGCCAACACCAAGAAUGAGACGGAGCUGCUGGAAUGUCUCCAGAAACUACAGAACUGCUACGAGAAGUACCUUACCCCACCAACCCUGCCAUUCAGCCUCAACAGCAUUCUACACGACAUCAAGCCUCGCCAGCUCCCCGAUAUCAAGCCUCCUGUUUUCAAGCAUUUGAAGCCUAGCUGCUUUGAGGGAUUGAAGCCUCCAACUCUAGAAAGCCUGAAGCUACCUCUACCUUCUACAUUUCAGUUUCUGGACCGAGCGGCUGAUCCUAACGCUAUCAUUAAAGCAAUGCAGGAGCGAAACCCUCUUCUAAACGCGGGAGCAGUAUCAGCAGGAGUACAACCAAGACAACAACCUACUAAUAACAGACCUCAACUCUCACCUCUCUUCUCCUCUCCUAUGAAGUGUCCCUACUGUAACCUGACAUUCCACAAGAAGAGCCAUCUCUCCAACCAUCUCGUUCAGUUACACUCACUAUCCUACCACUGCUGCAGACAAUGUAAAAUCAGCUUCCCAGAUAGACAAAGCCUGGAGCACCAUCAGCGAUCUCAUCCUAAGCAACAGUUCCAAUGCACUGGAUGUAACUUGUCCUUCAAAACCGGGUCCGAGCUGAAGCGACACGUUAAAACACAUACACAAGAACGAGCCUUCAUGUGCGACAUCUGCGGCAGUCGGUUCAACCUGAAACAUAACCUGAAGGCGCACAUGAGGCAGCAUACCGGGGAGCGACCCUUCCGAUGCAAGAUCUGCAACCGAGGUUUCACCAGGUCCAACAACUUGAAGAGGCAUUUGUACGCACACUGCUCAGCGGAAACAACUCCACAAGUUUCCAUGUCCCGGACGGGGGGAGGCGCUGCAGACCAGGUUUUGUCGAUGAUACCUAAUAUGGUGAUGUUUGAUGGAAGUAGGUUACACAGUAUUCCCGUCCAGAAUGAGGUGAAAGUAGACUGAGACUGUUUGAAGUUUAGUUGGGGGUUUUAAGAUCCUCGUUUGUUAGCUAAUGUGAUUUAGGUUUUAGAGUAUUACGUGGUGCGUAUUGAGUUAAUGAUUUUAAUCUUGACUCGUUCUGACUCCAACAAGCGGAUAUAGAUAACUGAAGUUCAGUACCGUUGCUAUUGAGAAAGAUACAAGAACCGCAAUAACUUAUCUUUAACAUGUUAAGGAUUAUGAGAUAUUUUUACUUUUGAAUACGAACUACUAUAAAUUUAAAUUAAUUAGUGGUCUGACUUGUCUUUGUGGGUAAGAAUAAUUAUUUUAAUAUUUACAUUUAACAGCUGUUUUUAAUUUUGUACGUGUUCGAUAACGUUUAGCAAAUGUUUUUGGAAUGUAAUUUUGCAUUAUUUUAUUCUAGAACUCACCCA